AUGGCACGCUGGACAGUUCAUCUUGAAGGUGGUCCCCGUCGUGUAAAUCAUGCUGCUAUCGCCAUAAAUUCGGAUAUUUUUUCGUUUGGCGGAUAUUGUAGUGGUGAUGGACAGGAUCAGAGACAAUUUAUUGAUGUGCAUGUGUUGGAUACGAGUGUGUUGUUUUUGGGCAGGGAUUGGGGGGAAAAAAAUCUGCCAAAAAUAUAUUGAUAAAUAAUUUCUAUAUUUUUAAAUCCUGAAAUUGUCAAAAAAAGUUAUUUGAAAAUUUUUACGGCUAAGUAAAAUAUUUAGAAAUUGUAAUUGUGAGUAUAACUCUCAAGAAAAAUAGACAAAGUUUACAAAGACUUUUUUGGGAUCUUAAAAUUUUAGAUCCCAUUUUCAAGAAGAGUUCAAUAUUGUUUUCUGAGUAAAUUUAUAACCAAAAAACUCCCGUAUUUUUGUAAGUUUUGUAAAAAUUCAAGGACCACUCUAAAAAUAACUUCUAAGAAUUCUAGAUCCAAAUCAGUGAACUCUAUUUAUAUUGUUCAAAAUUUUUGUUUUACCCUGUGUCUGAAAUUUCUAAGCGAAUCAAACACCAGUGAGCAAAGAAUUUUUAAUUUGAGAAAUUGCUUCCUGUAGAAUUUUCCUGAUUAUUUAAAAUGUUCACCAAAACCAUCUGAACCAUGUGUUCUUCUUUCCUUUGCCAAACAACAGAAAUUUUCAUUCAAAAAAAAAACCGAGAAGAUAAAGAUCUCUAAAUUCGUAUAUUCUUUUGUUCUUCCGAUGGCAAAGGUCAUGCCAUAUUUCAUUGUUGUAAAUUUCUGAAUUAGGGAUUUUCAGCCAAAAACCUCAUAUUUUCAGCAACUUAUCGAUGGGCACGUGUUCAACACUCGAAUCAGACUUUCAACAGAAGAGAUGCGUUUUUGGUGAGUGUUUCUUUGAAUUUUCUUCUAAACCAGAAAUUCAAAUUCAUUGUUUUUCAGGACGUUUCGAUUGGAAAUGACGCUGAUGUUGGCGGUGAAUUUUCGCAGAAAAACGAGGUUCCUUAUCAAAGAUAUGGUCAUACUGUAGUUGGACACAAUGGAAAAGCCUAUCUUUGGGGUGGAAGAAAUGAUGAUUAUGGAGCCAGUAAUUUGAUGCAUGAAUUUGAUCCGGGUAGGCAUUUUUGAGGGGUUGAAGAUUUGAAAUUGGUUGGGGAGAAACUGGGAAAAAAAUUAUUUUGAAAAUUGUCGGACCAGAAGAAAUCUUGAUUCUUGUCCCAAAUAUUCAACAAAUUGUUUUGUGAUGGUCAAAGAUUGUCUGAUUUCAUAUCAUCUUAUCAAAUUUGAAAUAAAUUGAUAUUUAUCUAAUUUGAUUGAUGUUUUUGUCGAAAAUUUUCAACACAAACUUUUUUUUUCAGAAUUUUGGGGUUUUGAAAAAACUACAGAAUCAUGAAACCCUUUUUUCAGUAACCCUCAGAUGGCGAAAAAUGGAAAUUGUGGGUUUCAUCCCGCCAGCUCGCGACGGACACACUGCAGUUAUGGUCAAUAAUAAAAUGUUUGUAUUCGGUGGAUUUGAGGAGGAAUUGCAGAGAUUCAGUCAGGAGACUUAUGUUUUUGAUUUUGAUACGAAUCGAUGGGCUGAAUUUAUGACUAUUGUGAGUUUUUUUGGGGAGAGGAUUUGAUGGAAAAAUUCAACCCUGGCACAGUUUUUUAUUUACAAAAAAUAAUAAUAUGAGACUUGGAAAAUGAAAUCACAAUACAAAAUUUGGUGACCCAUUUUUUGUUGAAAAAAGUUUCUGGAAAUUUUCAAAAAAAAAAACCAGAAAAUCCAUUCUAAAAUGCAAAGCCCUGAAUUAUUUUCAAAAAAGUUUCAAGUUUCACAAACCCAUUUUUUGCAGAACACGCCUCCAAUUUGGCGUGAUUUCCACACAGCAGCCGCAAUCGACAACAAAAUGUAUAUAUUCGGCGGCAGAAGUGACCAAAGUGGUCAGGUCGGUGACGAGCACUUGGUACGUGUGCAGUGAUUGUGUUUUUGUCGUUUAACCCACUUAUUUUUUCUCAUUUUUUGAAGCCCUCCUUCCCCCUUUUGCCCCCUCCCCCCUUUUUCAGCAUGUCCAUUUCGAGGUGUUUUCGUUUGGGAAAUAUGGUUAACUUUGGUAUGGUGGUUGGAAUUGAAUGUGGUUUUGAUCUAGCUUAUUUUCUCUAACUCAUUGUCCUUGUCAGAAUUAACCUUUUUGGUUGAAAAUGAUUUGGAGAUGGUUUUUUACCUUCUCCAAAUUGCACCCUUCACCCCCUAUCAUUUUCAACUUCUCAAUUCAAUUUUUCGUAUUUUAGUUCCACUCUACUAACGAUAUUUAUGAUGAUAAAUUGAUGAUGCUUGACUUGAAAACUGGAAAAUGGAGUGAAGUUGAAGUGUUUGGCACAGCUCCAGGAGGUCGACGAAGUCAUUCAGCAUGGGUUUAUAAUCAAAAAAUGUACAUGUUUGGCGGAUAUUUGGGAUCGAAAAACAUCCAUUACAAUGAAUUGUAUUGUUUUGAGCCAAUGACUUCAACAUGGUCAAUUGUUGGAUGUUUUGGGGAAUAUCCGAGUGCGCGAAGACGGCAUUGUACUGUUGUUGUUGGCAAUCGUGUUUUCUUGUUUGGUGGAACUAUGCCAAGUGGAUGUGGAAAUGGAGCAGGAAAUGGUGGGAUUAUUCCGCAAAUUUCGACAAGUGGAUUGGCUGAUUUGAGCGAUAUGCAUGUUUUGGAUUAUGGUGAGUGGUUUUGGGGACAAAAAAAUUGUAAAAUUCUGACAAUUUCAUUCAAAACAGGCCUGUGCCGUAAAAUCAAAACCCGGAAAACGGGAAGUCGGAAAAUUUCCGGAUUUUUUGAAUCGGAAAAUCCGGAAAGUGUUUCAAAGUCUCUGAAAUUUCGAUUUUCAGCCUUAAGUUGGCACUAAAACUAAUUUUUAUCUACAAUUUUUCUAUUCACAGGAAAUUUAGUAACUAUUUGAGACGUUUUACGUUCAAAAAUAGUGAAGUUUGAAAAAUUGAAAAAAAAUUGCAAAAAUUUCAUUUUUUCUCUCAUAAACUGAGAAAAUUUCCCAAAAUUUAGGCAAUUUUGAAAAUAUUACUACCAAAGAUCAUUUUCCGGAUUUUCCGAGCACGACACAGGCCUGAAAAUUUGAAAAAUGCGUUUCUCAUUCGCAAAAAAAAUUGUAAACGAUUUUUUAUAUCAAAAUUUCUAAAAAUCAGUUCGCUUAAAAAAUAUUCACCUUUGAAAAACAUUUGUAUCUGAAAAGUUCUAAAUUUCCACGUCAUAGCACCAAAAUCUCUGAAAUUUUCCAGCUCCAACUCUCAAACAACUCGCAUUGAUGCAAGUCUUGAAUCAAACCACAAAACAAGCGGCAACUGAAAUUUAUCAAGGAUUCAAAUAUUUGUUGCCACUUGAUGUUAGGUAUGUUUAUUUCUGGCUUCAAUUUUCUGAUUUUCAUCCCAUUGAUAAAUAUUUUCAGAGAAGAAAUGUAUUGGAUGACGACGCCCAACAAGCUGAAUCAACAAACACAACAAAGAUUUGAGAAUUUUGGAUAA
Caenorhabditis angaria is the source of this 3528-nucleotide messenger RNA. The record is from the annotation of a GenBank genome assembly. Lineage: Eukaryota; Metazoa; Nematoda; Chromadorea; Rhabditida; Rhabditidae.